Molecule: messenger RNA, 5638 nt
Organism: Oncorhynchus gorbuscha (pink salmon)
Lineage: Eukaryota; Metazoa; Chordata; Actinopteri; Salmoniformes; Salmonidae
Gene: s1pr5b
Product: sphingosine-1-phosphate receptor 5b
Exons: 3
Coding region: 1740-2975 (411 amino acids)
Biological process (GO): G protein-coupled receptor signaling pathway
Cellular component (GO): membrane
Molecular function (GO): sphingosine-1-phosphate receptor activity
Source: RefSeq, a predicted model, not a curated record
ACACCAGACCACCAAGGGGAAGGAAUGGAGUCAACGUUGUAACGCUGUCAUCAUCGCUUGGUCGCGUUUGAAAAAGGAUCAGGAUGCGAGGAACUCAUUUGCCUCAAAUCCCCCCUUUUUAUAAGGAUAUUGGAAUUGGAAGGAACCUGCUUUAAAGAAAGUACUUGAAAGGGAUAAAAGGAAGUGAGAGCAACUCAGAAUUCACUUCAAAUCCUUUCCAGUCACGCUAACGUUUUCGCUAGCCUCCAUUUGCGUGUCUGGGGUUGUGCUCGGCCAAACAUAUUGCCCAUCCAUCCGGAACUACAGCAUAUAAAGCACUUCUACUUCCUGAACAAAAGAGACUGGGGCAAAAGGGGUUUCAGGCUGGAGCAUGUCUUGGUAUUCUGCUUGUUCAGCCUUUCACCUUAUCGGUCUUCUUGGCUGCAUGUUCAACAAAUUAGCUCAGGAUACAGGAGAAGACGAACACUGAAUUGUGCGCCAAAUGGCAGCCUAUUCCCUUUAUAAUGCACUUAUUUUGACCAGGGCGCAUGGGGCUCUGGUCAAAAGUAGUGCACUAUAUAUAUAGGGAAUAGGGUGCCAUUUGGGAUGCAUUCUAGGUCUGAGUCUGGCUUUCAUUUACAUUCUUGCUGAUUUCUAGUUUCUUUUCAACUAAAAGGGGUAAAGAGAGAGGGAAUUCCAUGGGGCUUUAGAAAGAGAAAAUACCAGGAAUUACUCUCAAGCAACACAAUCCUCGAGUUGAGAUCCACAGGGGAUCAGGCCUGCACAGCUGUGUGGUGUGGUGUUUUAUUGUGUCGUCCUCUCAUUUAUUUUGAUUACCACCAUGUGUCAUUGAAACGGCGUCCAUUGGGGCUCCCUGUGUCAGAAGUCUUCGACUGACACCCACACAGGUCCCGUAGGGGAUGAGUGUGAAAUCUGGCAACUGGGAGGAAUGAGCGACUCAUCAGCCGUCAAUCUUGGGGAUUGAGUGAGACUUAAUGAGAUGUGUCCACAGGAGGGGGCCUGAGGUGAACACGGUUGCAGCGUGUCCUGUGGAGGCCUGUCUGCCUGUCUCUAUGAUGUGUUACACAGUCCAGUGGAGCCGAGAGGGUUGUAAUGUAUCACACACAAAACCCCAACAGGGCCCUGGUCUGCUUUUCAUUAAGACGGUGGUCUACCAGAGCUGGGCUGACUACAUCCAAAAUAUAUCCAGACUUUCAUAAGUUCUUCCAUGUCACCCCGUUCAUCCGUACACUCCAUUGGCUUCCAGUCGAAGGUGGCAUCCACUACAAGGCUUGUCUACAGAGCAGCAGGGGAACUUCCCCUCCCAGGCUAUGCUCAAACCCUACACCCCAACCCUGAAGCAACACUGAACCAUGCGUGAGAACACCAGCUGUUCUGGACGACUGUGUGAACAUGCUCUCCAUAGCCAAUGAGUUGGACAAUAAGCGGCUCAGUCAAGACCCCUUCAAACAGAGCACAUGAGCACCCCCUGGUGGCAUUGACAAGCAUAACACCUGUGAUCAGAGACGUGGGGAAAGAGAACCACUACUUGACUCAGCUGCAACUAACACCUUCUUGUCUAUUGGAUUAUAGUUCUGUCAUUCUAUGGAGCGAAACUCACAGAGAGCCCCCAUACCAACUGGUAUUGAUUGGUAACUGAAGCAUGACAAGUUAAACUAUGCGUUAAUUAAUACCUAGAAUAAGGUAUUAAAAAGUCAACCAAAGAGUUCACUAAAGAAGACUUAACAAACAACAGAAACAUGGAGAUGGAAGCCUCCCGUGCUGCUUACGCUGGGACCUUCCCCACUGAAUCUAUAGGCUCUCUACCCACCAACACCUCCUCUCCAAGCCUGCUCCAUUUCUUCUGGGAUUACCAGAACAAUGAUGUCAUUGUGACGCACUACAACUACACAGGCAAGCUCCAGACAGACCGGUAUCGUGAAGGGUUAAAACCUGAAGCCAUAGCCUUCCUGGUAGUGUGUCUUCUUAUCGUCCUGGAGAAUGCUGUGGUUCUAAUAGCCAUCUGGACCAAUAAGAAGUUCCACCUGCCCAUGUACUAUCUCCUAGGUAACCUGACUCUGUCAGACCUCCUGGCCGGUGUCACCUACAUGGCCAAUAUCAUCAUGUCUGGUCCUAAUACACUGAGACUAACUCCAAUACUCUGGUUUCUGAGGGAAGGAGGCGUCUUUAUCACAUUAGCCGCCUCCGUCAUCAGCCUAUUGGCCAUCGCGAUAGAACGCCACGUUACCAUGGUGACAAUGAAACCAUACCACGGGGCAAAGAAGGGUCGGCUGCUGGCUCUGAUCGGGGGCAGCUGGGCGUUAGCAGGGCUGCUGGGGGUGCUCCCCGUCCUGGGCUGGAACUGUAUGGGUCGCCUGGACCGCUGUUCCACGGUUCUCCCGCUCUACGCCAAGUCGUACAUCCUGUGCUGCGUGUCCGUGUUCAGCGGCGUGCUCCUCGCCAUCGUCGUUCUCUACGCCCGCGUCUUCCGUAUCGUGCGCACUAACACCCAGCGCCAACGCCUCGGAGGAGCAAAGGGAAGCCUUCGCAAAGGCCUCGCCAGGAAAUCCCAGAAGUACAUGGCGCUCCUCAAGACAGUCACUAUUGUACUCGGCGUCUUCAUCGCUUGUUGGUUGCCGCUCUUCCUCCUCCUCGGCUUAGACUCAUUCUGCCCUGCCCGCCGCUGCCGACUGCUCCUCAAGGCGGACUACUUCCUGGGCGUUGCCAUGGUGAACUCGCUCCUCAACCCCAUAAUAUACACCCUGACCAGCAAAGACAUGCGUCGCGCUAUUUUAAAACUGCUCUGCCGCCCGUGUCUCAUGACCAAGGACGGGCAGGUGAAGAGGAUGGGGGUGCCGUUCCUGGAGUGUAGCUUCAGUAAGACAGAGGUGGCAUCGAAGAAGCUGGAAGGCCUGGAGACGACGAUCUCCUCUGGGAACAUCGUCACGGCUCAGUCACCCAUAAAGACUCUCUACCCCAAGCUCUUCAAGGUCUAAAGAGCGUAAUGUGGAUAGCUCUGUGAUGGACAGGGAACUAACUCCCUAUGGAAGAUGGACAACAUAAGUUCUCCAUAUGGCCUCCUGAAAAGACAGACCUGAAGGACCCUUUGGGCAGCUCUGUGUUUAAGAGAGUAAACCAUAGAAUUACGGGCUUUGUCCCUUCCAGUAAUUGUAUUUCUAUGGAGUGAACUUCAUAUUGAAGUGGUGGACAACAGGAGUGCUCAAUUUGGCCACCUGAAAACUGCAUUACUUCCUGUUUGGCAACUCAACUCCAAUGGCCUCCGGCAGACUAGCCUACAUCUAUAGCUCUCUUCUGGCCAAUGAACUAAGCCUACGAGCAAACCCUCAAAAAGACAGGUGAAUGAUCUAUGAUUGCGACAGAUAUAGCUACAGGUGUUUUUAAUGAGAGCAUCAAGUUCAGACAUAUCUCUCUUCAGCAAGUCUGUAGUGGUGCACUUGCAGCAAUAUCACCACAUCAAAAGACUGAUGUUGUAAGAAUGAUGACUAAACAUCAAGCCAGGUGGAAGAAAUGAAAAUGUGAAUUAAGCAACUCUUCUGGUAUUCACAAAAACCUUCCAGAACUGAUUUGCACUAAGUUAACUCUUCAUUGAGAGCCAUGGAUUAAGAUGGGACAUUCUGUUCUAGAACUAAGACUGUAAACUGGACAUUCUGUUCUAGAACUAAGACUGUAAACUGGACAUUCUGUUCUAGAACUAAGACUGUAAACUGGACAUUCUGUUCUAGAACUAAGACUGUAAACUGGACAUUCUGUUCUAGAACUAAGACUGUAAACUGGACAUUCCAACCAUGUUGAGUUGUUGUGGCGAGUGCGCCUCGGUUUACUUCACCCAAAGUUUUCUAUGUUGUUGUUGUUGUUGUUUGAAAUGCCUUAAAGAAGGAAUAAUAUGGACAUAAUAAUAAUAUGCCUGUGGACACCUGGACUUCGCUGGCUCGAAGGUCCAUGGUGUGCCUGCCUGUGUCCCAAAUGGCACCCUAUUCCCUAUACAGUGCACUACUUUUGACAUUUGGGGUACACUCCGAGACGCCGGUUGUGAUAACCCCAUACAGCUACACAGUGUGCCCAAACAGAAGCCUAUACAGGAAGUGGAUGCUGUGUCGUUCACCCACCAGUUGCUCUUUGAAACACAAACACACAAUGGAAACCUACGCAUGCACCUAAACAUUGUGGUACCUGGAUGUGGAGGGAGAUGUCAAACAAUAUUAAGAUCACAGGAUGCUGGUGAGGGGAGGACGGCUCAUAAUAAUGGCUGGAAUGGAAAAAAUGGAAUGGUGUUAAAAGUCAUAUAAACGAAGUGUUUUAAACCGUUCCAUUAAUUUUGUUCCAGCCAUCACUAUAAGCCCCUCCUCCCCAAUUAAGGUGCCAUGAGCCACCUGUGACUAAGAUUAUAAUUUGAGUAGAAAAUCUCCACACUGUUUUAGUGGCAUUGUAGCUGUAGCUGUUGUUCUGGGCUUACUCAGUCAAGUAGAAACUAUCUGUUAGUUCCUGAUUCGAAUUCAUAUUUUAAAUGCCAUCACACACACUACAAUACAAAAACACUACUAUAAGAAAGCCACCAUGAACCCAACUACCUGCAGCUCUAAUCAGUGAUGGACUUCUUCCCCAAGCAAAGGACUUCAUGCAGUCCUUCGUGUUCCUCUUGUGUUAGUUAUUGUAUUGAUACGAACCGUCUGUUGCACUUGGGGGUCUCUGUUUUGAAGACCGUGUUAUAACUGAUGAAACAACAGAUCACCAGGUUACCAUCCUAACCUGCUAGUCGGCAUCAUCCAGCUGCAUUGGCUGUUUGGUAACGUUAGACUAGAACGUGCUUGUCGGCUAUAAAUCAAGAUCAAAGUGGUAAGAUACACAGAUGUAUACAGUGGGAAGAUACACAGAUGUAUACAGUGGGAUGAUACACAGAUGUAUACAGUGGGAAGAUACACAGAUGUAUACAGUGGGAAGAUACACAGAUGUAUACAGUGGGAAGAUACACAGAUGUAUACAGUGCAAUUCUAAGUUACAAACCCAUUGACACAUCUGUUAUUUCUGGCUUUAGAGAGGCUUUUCCUAUACAGUCUAUGGACCUGAAUGUAUAUUUUUCUACGUUUCAACUGGUAAUGUCAUGUAGCAAAUCCAAAAUAAAUUGUGUUCUGUAUUUGGAUGGAUGAGAAGGUGCACCAUACGUUUGUACUGCGUGUUGUGUAUUGAGCAAUUUAUUUUUGUAUUUCUAAAGGAAUUUGUUAGGGCUUGUAUUUUGUCUUUUUGUAUUUGUCUUUUUUUUUACUGUCUUUUUGUACUACCAAGGUUCUACCAUUAUUAAAACAACUGUUUUCUGAAAAAUCUGAUUAUAAAGUAGGUGUUCACUCUGCAGGAUUAUGCACAGGUGUACAGAGCCUUCAGAAAGUAUUCAAACUCCUUUUCCAUAUGUUGUUGUUACAGCCUGGAUUUAAAAUGGAUUCAAUUGAGAUUUUGUGUCACUGGCCUACACACAAUACACCAUAAUGUCAAAGUAGAAUUAUGUUUUACUAAUUCAUUCCAAAUGAAAAGCUGAAAUGUCUUAAGUCAAUAUGUAUUUUACUCCUUUGUUAAGCCUAAAUAGGUUCAGGAGUCAAAUUGAGCUUAACAAGUCACAUGGACUCUCCAAUAAAAGUGUUUAACAUGA